AACACGGCUCCCUCGGCGCUUAGCAAAACAUCUUGACGGUUGUGAUAUUUGUUACGUGGUGUCUACUUUAUAUGAAUGCUAAGCUUGAGGAGUUUUUGUGUUACUUAAUUUAAAAAAAAAAGUAUUAGCAAAUCUAAUUUAUUUAUAUUUAAAACUUUUGCAACACGCGAAAAGCACAAAAAAUAUUUUGUAUGUGAAAAAUGGCUUUACGCAUCUGCAACAGAGUAAAUGUCGGUGUGAAAUUUGUGCUGGCACUGUUCAUUGUCGUUGUGGCCGGUCUGCAACUGGUGUUUGCUGCCAAAGAUUUGCCUGCAAAUUUUGAUAAAUGCAAACGUGAUGAAAAUUUCGAUAAAUGCCUGGUGGAUGCAGUUAAUAAUGCAAUAGUCAUAUUGAAAGAUGGAAACAAAGAGUUUGGAAUACCACCUUUAGAGCCAUUGGCUGUAAAAUCUCUUGUAAUCGAAGCCGGCAAUGCACCUAUUAAUCUUAAACAAACACUUAAGAAUGUACUUGUACAUGAUAUGAUAUCAACUAGUAAAGUGCAACGUUAUAGAACCGAUUUGGACAAUCAUUUAAUUAUCUGUGAUAGUAUAACUUCUCGUAUCGAAAUGGUUGGACAAUAUGAAAUGUCGGGAAGAAUUUUACUAUUGCCAAUCACAGGCAGUGGUAAAGCUAAUGUUACGCUAGUAGAUGCAAAAAUUGAACAUCGCUUAAUCGGCGAACCUUUUGAGAAGGAUGGUGUGAAGUAUAUGCGGUUGAAAGAGUAUCGCGUCAAUUUCAGCCCAAAGCGUGUUUAUCUGCAAUUUGAUAAUUUAUUUAACGAUCGCUUACUUUCACAAACUAUGAAUCGAUUUUUAAACGAUAACUGGGAAACAGUUUUCAAUGAGCUUAAAGUUGGAUAUUCUAAAAGUUUUGGUAUCAUUUUCCGUGAUUUGUCUAACAAACUAUUUGAAAAAAUUCCUAUGGACUCAAUAUUUUUAAGAUAA
Molecule: messenger RNA, 983 nt
Organism: Teleopsis dalmanni
Lineage: Eukaryota; Metazoa; Arthropoda; Insecta; Diptera; Diopsidae
Gene: Jhbp12
Product: protein takeout
Exons: 4
Coding region: 201-983 (260 amino acids)
Source: RefSeq, a predicted model, not a curated record